UCCGAUAAUGUCAUAAUUCAUUUCCGGUUAAGUUCAUGCGUGUUUGUUUACGUUUUGGAAGAAGCAAAUUAUAAAAUGCAGAGGAUUGUAAAACCUAAGACACAGCUUGGAAAAAGAGCUUUGGAAAAGAAAGAGCCAAAAAUUGUUGAAAACACAAAGAACACACUAUUUUUCAAAGGGGGCAACACAAGUCAGACAGUCACCCGGGUGUUGAAAGAAUGGCACACCCUCAAGAAACCUCAUGCGACUAUGUUCAGCAAAAAAAAUGCAACAAGACCAUUUGAAGACCAAAGCUCAAUCGAAUUCUUCACAAACAAAGCUGACAGUUCCCUGUUUAUGUUUGGUAGCCAUUCUAAGAAGAGGCCUCACAAUAUUGUUAUAGGAAGAUUAUUUGACAAUCAGGUGUUAGAUAUGGUUGAGUUUGGAGUUGAAAAAUUUAUUUCAAUGGAUGAUAUAAAGGGUCAAAAGUCAGCUGCUGGUAUUAAACCCUGCCUUGUGUUUUCUGGAGAGUUUUUUGAGGAGAAUGAUGACAACAAAAGGGUUAAGAACUUGCUUAUUGAUUUUUUUCGAGGAGCAACAGUGGAGAAAAUUUCCUUGUCUGGUUUAGAACAUGUAAUAUGUAUAUCUGCAGUCCAUGGGAAAAUUUACAUACGUAGUUAUCGAGUACUGAUGAAAAAAUCUGGAUCUAAAACACCAAGGGUAGAACUUGAACCAAUGGGACCAUUUUUAGACUUAACACUGAGGAGAACUAGAUUAGCUUCAGAUGAUUUGUUUAAGAGAGCACUCAAAAAAGCUGCUCUAGCCAAGCCAAAGAAAAAGAAGAACAUUUCCCGUGAUGAACUUGGCAACAAAUUGGGACGCAUCCACAUGAACACUCAAAACUUCAGCAAACUCCAGGCCAGAAAACUGAAAGGACUUAAGAGGAGAGCGUCAGAGAAAAAACAAAAUGGUGAAAAAUCUGAAGGCGAAAAAUCAGAAGCCAAGAGACAGAAAGUGGAUACUCCACAAUCUUGAUGACAGUGAUGGUGUUGAGUGUAGAUGUUUGGUGGGCUGUAAAAUAUGAUGUAUGCAAUAAAGUAUAUGUUAAUACUAA
Molecule: messenger RNA, 1093 nt
Organism: Physella acuta
Lineage: Eukaryota; Metazoa; Mollusca; Gastropoda; Physidae
Product: ribosome production factor 2 homolog
Biological process (GO): ribosomal large subunit assembly; maturation of LSU-rRNA from tricistronic rRNA transcript (SSU-rRNA, 5.8S rRNA, LSU-rRNA)
Cellular component (GO): nucleolus
Molecular function (GO): rRNA binding
Source: RefSeq, a predicted model, not a curated record